AUGUUUUUCAACUUUGCUCGUUUUUUCACUUAGCCAUAACAAUUAGAUAAUUUGUUGACAACUCCUGAUUGUGAUUUAGAAACGAUUUUAUCAACUGAUGGAAUUUUACAAGAAAUAAAAGGUUUAGGAGCUACCAAGUUUGCUGAUCAUGUCAUUAAGCAUCCAGAAAUGUAUUAAAAAAUGAUCAAUUACAUUAUUUAAUUUGAAGAUGAACUCAUUGAUAAGAAAACUCAAAUUUAGUAAUUUCUUAAUUAUACUCUUAGAUACCCUUUUCUAACAAGUGAGAUCUUAGGUAGUUAAAAUUAGAAGCUGAUUGAUUACUUAUUCGAGUGUCCCGAAGAAGAAAUUUAAAAUGAAAAUUUAUAAAUACGCCAAGGAUUGUACAACUAACUCCUGUCUUUCUUGGAAAAUGACAUCCUGAAUGUUACUUCAGCAGGAUAUUUUGCAAAGGCAUUCAUAGCAAUAAUAAAGAAGAGAGGCUUCGAUGUUUGGGCAACGAUCGUCAAAAACAGAGCAAUACUGUCAAACCUAAUAAAGCACAUCGAUAUUAAGCACAUCGCAGAAAUAAUUGAAAAGCUAAUCAUUUUGGAUACAUCCCAAGAAAAUUACGAAGAGAAAUUCCUAGAGGAAAGGAAGGAAUUAUUGGAAAGAAUAAUUAAAUUAUUAAAACACAAAUCUUACAACACAGAGAUAGUGGAUAAUGUUUGCGACAUAUUGAUUGAGAUUACAACGAAGAGCAUGAGUUCCUUGUAUUAUAACAAUGGGGAGAUCAUACCUUUCAUUGAUAUCAUCAAGAAACCUGAAUUAUUCCUGAAAAUCGCCUUGUAAACAUAGAGAAUAGGCCCAUACCAAUUGUUAAUCAAUUUGGUAGAGAUGUAAUCGAAAGAAACCAAAAAGGAAGAUGAUGAUGAGGUUGUUCAUAAUUUGGAGAAGGAUUAUUCAAUUUUUGAAUCGAUUCUACCUGAAUUACCUCCAAACCUUUUGAAUCAAGAUUAUCACACUAGCAACUUCAUUAAUUCUAAUAGAUCGUCCAUCCAACCUUUUGGAUUAGCAAGAAUGCAUUUACUCAAACUUAUUCAAGUUCUUGUUCAAACAAACGAUUAAAAAAUUAUCAAGAUUCUAAUACAUUACGGACUAAUUGAAGCUUUGUAAGUUAUCAUUCUGAAGUAUGAAUCAAACAAUCAAAUACAUGCUUGUUGUGAUAAAAUACUUAGGGCAAUUAUCGAUCUUAAUUAAGAUGAUUUCACUCUAGAUGUUUUUGAAAAUAAUAACCUUCUAAACUACAUUGUUUAAAAUCACAAUAAUGAAAAUUCUAAAAAAGGUUUCAUUGGAUUCUUGACUUCCAUCUCCAAUUACCUUGAAGAUAAGGGCAAACAAAACAAUAAAAUUCUCAAGUUCCUUCGCUAGAAUGAAUAAUGGUAGAUAUUUGCGGACAACAUCUUAAAUUAAGUGAAUUCAAAAGAGAAACCCUUUUUGUGUAAUGCCAAUCCAAGACCCAGUUAGGAACCUGAUCUUCUUGAUGAACAAGAAACUGACAAUAUCUUGAACAUUUUAAGAAAAUUUAACAAUAAUUUCUAAAAGAAUGACAAGCAUGUUGGAAAUAAUGAGAAUGGAGAGGGUGUCUAGAGGAAUACCGAAGUGUUGAAUGAAUUUGAAUAGGAUUAAUAGGAGGAUACUGCUGAAGAUGAAGAUGUUUAAGAGGAGUUGGAAUAACAAAAUGAUGAUGAUUAGAAUGAAGAAGAUGAAUAAAUUAAAUAGGAAUAUAAUUAGAGUAAUUUCUGGAGAUUGGAUCCAAAUGAGAAGGAUGCUAAAGAAUUGUUGGAUAAUUUUGAAUGAUAAAUUAUCAUUAAUGUAAUUUUGAAUUUUAAAUCAAAAUGCUGAA
Molecule: messenger RNA, 1882 nt
Organism: Paramecium tetraurelia
Lineage: Eukaryota; Ciliophora; Oligohymenophorea; Peniculida; Parameciidae
Exons: 8
Molecular function (GO): protein phosphatase regulator activity; protein phosphatase binding
Source: RefSeq, a predicted model, not a curated record